Molecule: messenger RNA, 1599 nt
Organism: Brassica napus (rape)
Lineage: Eukaryota; Viridiplantae; Streptophyta; Magnoliopsida; Brassicales; Brassicaceae
Exons: 4
Coding region: 1-1599 (532 amino acids)
Source: RefSeq, a predicted model, not a curated record
AUGUCUUCGUCGUUCAAUUUCCCUCGUCCAACUACUAAAGCCUAUGAUCUCGAGGACCUUUACACGGCGUACGGGGUCGAUCGCACUGUCGUUCUUGACUUGGCCGGUACGCAUGAGACUCCUGAAACCGUGCGAGAAGGCUACUACAGAGCCUUUCUUUCUUUCUUUCACUCUUGUGGUCUUAUCUUCCCGAUCCCUGAGCCAAUACUUGAGAUUCUGGCGGAGCUUGGGUUAUCACUUACUCAGAUCCUCCCAAACAUUCUUAGGUAUCUUAUCGCCUUCUUGGUUAGGGCUAGGGAGGAAGGUCUUUCUUUUGGCCUUAGUGAGUUCCGACAGCUCGUUCUGGUGAAGCGGAACCAGCAGAACCCUGGUACCUUCCUCGUGUCUCCGCGCUCAGGUUGCCACGUCAUCGAGGACAUCCCUUAUCGCGAUGAGAAGUGGCACGAACAGUUUUUUGUUUUCAAGAUGGAUCGAGCAUCCAUGGGUGAUUUCGACUUCUCUCGGCUUCCUCGGCGUUGGGCCGAGAAUAUCAACAGGGCUCCUUUGGUUGGGGGUUCUGAGGAUGAGGCCGAAAACUCCGAGGAAGUCAUAGCGACUCCUUCCGUUCAGACCCAGUCUUCAGAUCGAUUAACUAGACAGCUUGUGAGGAGGUCGUCGUUCUGCACUUUCGGGUCUGCAUCGAGGGGCCGAUCUUCUGGAAAAUCUCCCUUGAUCUCGAUUCACGACUCUGACGAUGAAGAUGUUUUGGGAGAGAGGUGGCCUCCUGUCUCGUUGAGCCCUGGCUUGGAAGACGAGAUCGUUGCGGCGACUCGCAAACGACGCCGGUCGUCGGAGGGUGCCUUGCCCGGUUCAUCUCGUCCUAGUGACCUAAUUUCCCUCGCUGGUCGUAUGAGGUCUGCGGGUUGCCGUCACCCAUCUCUUGCUUCCUCAGCCGAGAAGGAACCCUACGCCAAGGUUGCGGUGGCGAGCUCUAAGGUGAUGGAAGCUUUUAACGACUACGUUGUGGUGAUGGAAGAUCACGUCGUGGCUUCUCAGAAUGACGGAGAGAUCGAGAGCAUCGGUUCCAAGAUCAAGAGGCUUUCGAAGGAGCUCGAAGCCACCAAGCGAGAAGGGAAGAAGGAUGCCGAAAAGAUUGAGGCUUUGACUGAAGAUUGCAGGAGAAUUCACCUCGAGAACGAGGCUCUUAUGACCCAGAUGGUUGCUCAAAAGGCUAGAAUCACGGCGCUCGAGGUCGAGAGAGAUCGGGACAUUCGUCGCGCUUCCCGUAUUGCUCGUCGUGCUAUGGCGACCCGGUACCGGGAAAUCAUUGAGUCCUUGAAGGAUAAAUGGACGAGCAAGAAUAAGGAAGUAUCUGCUGAGAUCCAGCUGCAAGAAGUGAUCGCCAACAUCGAUCUUCUGAACGAGCUCAAGGAUGGGGGCCUGAGUGUGGACGCAGAGCUUGCUCGUUUAAAGGAGAUGGAAGGAGAUUGUGAGGAUCUCGUCGCUUCAGCCUCCGUGUCGGAUUGGUCGAUCUCCGAGCUCGAUCUUCCUCAAGUCUCAGAUGAUUCGCCGGAUCAAGUCGGGGGAUCGUCUGUCCCCGAUGAUUCCGCUUCUAGUUAA